AACCAAGUAGGAUUUUAGGUGCAGGGUAAACCUCGACCUGAUGCCCUCACCUUUUCAACAUACUACACUGUAGGGGAAGGAAGGUUGUCAACUUGAAAGAAAACGUGUUGAAGACCUUGACAGGACAGAUUUGAUUUUUUUUUGUUCUGGUUGAUGGAAGAAAAAGGAGCAAAGAAGAGAAGAAAAUAUACAUUGGAUGCUUCCUGGCUCGAUUUAAUUAAUUGUCUUCAAGUCCUCAUUUGACACUCUGAUAUAGCAAGAAAGUACGGCAAAGGUGCAACCAUGGACCUCGGUGGUUUGGAGACAGUGGUGGCAAACUCUGCCUAUGUCUCCGCCCGUGGCAGCGUGGAUGGAGCUGCAGCAGCUGCCAUGCGUGACAAGAAGAUGCGCGCCAGGCUGAAUAUCCCACACAUCAGAGAUUGUGAACACAUGAAGGCAUCUGUAGACACAACCUUUGACAGCAUGUGUGUCAAACAGCCCAUUGGCAAGCGCUUGUUCCAGCAGUAUCUCGAGAGUGAAGCGAACCAUAAAAAUGCCGCAGAGCUGUGGAAAGACAUGGAAGACUACACCAUAUGCCAAGAGAAGGACAGAGUGCAGAAGGCCCAAAAAAUAGUCAAUAAAUACUAUGAGUCAUCAUCCAAGAAUUUUUGCAGCUUUCUGGAGGAGAAGGCUGUCACUCGAGUGAAGGAAGACUUCAAGAACGUCCGUGGUGACCUGUUUAAAGAGAGUGGGCAGCAGCUGAUGAAACACCUGGAGCAGAAGGCCAUAGAGGGCUUUAAGAACAGCAUGUACUUCCUGCGGUUUGUUCAGUUCAAAUGGCUGGAGAGCCAGGCUGUUGAUGAGGAGUGGUUCAUGGACUUCAGGGUCCUGGGUAAAGGAGGUUUUGGGGAAGUGUUUGCUUGUCAGGCUAAAGCAACUGGCAAAAUGUAUGCCAACAAGAAGCUGGAGAAAAAGAGGCUGAAGAAACGCAAAGGCUACCAGGGAGCAAUUGUGGAGAAGCGCAUCCUUGCAAAAGUUCACAGUCGCUUUAUUGUGACGCUGGCUUACGCCUUCCAGACCAAGACUGACCUCUGCCUAGUUAUGACCAUCAUGAAUGGUGGCGAUCUCAGGUUUCAUAUGUACAAUGUGGAUGAAAAAAAUCCUGGUUUUGAUGAGAAUAGAGCACGUUUCUACACAGCUCAGAUCAUCUGUGGACUGGAGCACCUUCACCAGCACAGGAUCAUCUACAGAGACCUGAAACCAGAGAACGUACUGCUGGAUGACGCAGGACACGUUCGCCUGUCAGAUCUGGGUCUGGCUGUUGAACUUCCACCAGAAAAAAGCACAACUACUGGAUAUGCUGGAACUCCAGGUUUCAUGGCUCCAGAGUUGCUCCAGAAGAAGGAGUAUGACUACUCAGUGGACUAUUUUACUCUUGGAGUCACCUUGUUUGAGAUGAUCGCAGCCAAAGGACCCUUUAGAAUACGAGGAGAGAAGGUUGAAAAUGAGGAGGUAGCUCGCCGAAUCUUGAACGAUCCAGUUGCAUAUACACCAAACUUUAGCAAAGAGUGCAAGGAUUUUUGUGAAGGCCUGAUGGCCAAGGACCCAGCAAAACGCCUUGGCUUCAAAAAUAAUGACUGCGAGGAGCUCAAGAAUCAGCCCUUCUUCAAAGAAAUUAACUGGGGCCGUCUAGAAGCAGGUAUGCUACCGCCACCAUUUGUCCCUAAUCCUAAAAUGGUCUAUGCCAAAGAUAUUACUGAUGUGGGCGCGUUCAGCACAAUCAAAGGUGUGGUGCUGGAUGACACGGACACUGCGUUCUACAGUGACUUUGCUUCUGGCAACAUCCCAAUCCCCUGGCAGGAGGAGAUGAUCGAGACAGGUGUGUUCGGAGAGCUGAAUAUCUGGGGAGAAAGUGGCAAGCUUCCCAAUGACCUCGACCCAAACUAUGUGGCAGCCAAAGGUGGAGGAUGUGUGCUUCUCUAAGUAGUAACAGAAGAAACAGAAACAGAGCAAAGGAAAAUCUGUUAAAAUAAAAACACUUUUAGAUUCAAUAUGUGCUCAUUUGGUGCCACUUACUCCUGUAUUAUCUUUAAUGUGUACAAUAAUCUGUUAUUGUUGUAAUAAAUUAAUAUUAUUUGUGUAUUUACAGAUUAUUAUAUUGUAUACUUAUAUUGUAAUAUUUAUAGUGUUAUUGUAAAAGGGGUAUCAUUGUAAAAUAUCACAUAGUUGAAAUAUUAUGUAACAAAAAAUGUAAAUAUGGUAGUACUAAUAAUGACUGUAAACUUGUUGAUACUAAUCAUGUCAAUACUUUUGUUUAGCAAUUACAGACAAGUAAAAUUAUUUUGUAUAGAAAACACAUGUUUAUAUAAUAUAAAUGAUUUGGACCAAAGAUGUAAUUAUUCUUUCUUCAUUUACUGUAUUAUAUAACAAAAAGUAUUUAAGUUAUUAUCAUGGUAAACAUUGUAUAUAGAAGAGUCAAAAGCAAUCAAUAAAAUAUUGCAAAGCAUAAA
Molecule: messenger RNA, 2489 nt
Organism: Dicentrarchus labrax (European seabass)
Lineage: Eukaryota; Metazoa; Chordata; Actinopteri; Moronidae
Gene: grk1b
Product: G protein-coupled receptor kinase 1 b
Exons: 8
Coding region: 283-1962 (559 amino acids)
Biological process (GO): protein phosphorylation; signal transduction; regulation of signal transduction
Cellular component (GO): cytoplasm
Molecular function (GO): ATP binding; G protein-coupled receptor kinase activity
Source: RefSeq, a predicted model, not a curated record